UUUAACAUUCACCCUUGCAAAACCUUGUGUUCCAAUUUUGCCCCCUUCUCUUCUCCCCACUCUUUCUCCUAGACAGCAAAUAAUUCAAUAUAUGUUAAACAUGUGCAAUUCUUCUAUACAUAUAUCCACAAUUUUCAUGCUGCACAAGAAAAAUCAGAUGAAAAAGGGAAAAGGGAAAGAAAACAAUAUGCAAUCAAACAACAACAAAAUAAAUUGAAAAUAUUAUAUUGCAAUCUACAUUGGCUCUCAUCGGCCUGAAUCACCUCAUGACUUAAAAGAGCCCCGUCCCUCAGAAUUGAUCAUCUCAUAAUCUUGUUGUUGCCAUGUACAACCGUUCUCUUAGAUCUGCUCAUUUCCCUCAGCACCAGUUCCUGUAAGUCUCUCCAGGUUUCUCUGAAAUCAUUUUGCUUAUCGUUUCUUACAGAUCAAUAAUAUUCCAUAACAUCAUCCCCCAACUGACAGGCAUGCGCUCUCUUGCCACGACAGGAAGCUUUGCUACAUUUUUUGACAUUUCCUUUUUUUAUGAUCUAGAAGUUUUGGGGAAGGAUGUCCACUUGCCUCUAGGCUGUCAGCAUCCUCGGUUCAAUAUGAAUGGCAAAAAAAAAAAAAAAAACGCUGGAAUUUCCCGUGCUUUAGAAAAACUUUCCUUCACUCCGAAUUCAGUGGGAGGGAAGGCAAGUUCCGGGUUUUAUCACGCAUAUGUACAUAAGGAACGAAGAGAUUAAGAUAAAUUUCUCGGGGAUGCACGCGAGUUUGGCCAAAUAGCUCCGGGGCCACCAAAGCAAGCUCCUCCCACCCCAAACCGGGAAUCCUAGGACUACAUGGUCUCCAAGUCCCUUCCAGCUGCUACAUCCUGGGGGUUACAGCCCAGACUCCUCAUUUCCUGUUCCCCACCCUUCCACUUUCACUCCCCAAGCUUUUCCCCACAGCCAAACUUCCUCUUGUCUGUAUGUCUACAGCAAUUGAACUAUCGCGACAUGCCCCCGACAGCAAACUGCCAAGACCAAUCCAUCAAAGUGUAAAAUACAGAACCGGAUGCUUUGGGUUCUACUUCGACUUUGGGACGAGCGAGGAGAGGGCAGGGAGUGGUCCCCGGAACAAACAUUCCUCCAGGGCCCGGAUCAGCCCCGGGAGAUGACCGGCGGAGGCCCGGAACGCUCAAUCAGCGAGCUAUAGGGAGUGGGGGUAGUGGAAGGGUGAGGAGCGGGGGGUGUGGUUGGUAAAAGAAUGAACACCCAGUACUUCCGGCGAGACCGGAAGAGGAGGCGAGGGAGGCGGCUACGGGCCCAGGCUCACGGGGAUGGCCGGGCGGACGACGCUGCUGGCCCUGCUGGCCGGUGCCGCAGCGCUAGCGGACGCUUCCCAGGGUGACCGGGAGCCCGUCUACCGGGACUGCGUUCUCCGCUGCGAUGAGUGGAACUGCUCCGGGGCCGGGCUGCAGCACUUCCGCUCCCACCAGCCAAUCUACAUGAGUCUGGCAGGCUGGACCUGCAGGGAUGACUGUAAGUAUGAAUGCAUGUGGGUCACCGUGGGUCUCUACCUUCGGGAAGGUUACAGAGUUCCCCAGUUUCAUGGAAAGGUCUCGCUCAACGCCUGGUUCUGGUCCACAGUCUUUCACACCAGGGACACGAGCCUCACCGAGAAAAUGGACUACUUCUGCGCCUCCACGGUGAUCCUGCACUCCAUCUACCUGUGCUGCGUGAGGACUCUGGGGCUGCAGCGCCCGGCUGUGGCCAGCGCCUUCGGGGGGCUCCUGCUGCUGCUGCUGGCUGCCCACGUCUCCUACCUGAGCCUCGUCCACUUCGACUACGGCUACAACAUGGUGGCCAACGUUGCCAUGGGCCUGGUGAACCUGGUGUGGUGGCUGGGCUGGUGCCUUUGGAACCGGCCUCAGCUGCCUCACGUGUGGAAGUGCGCUGUGGUGAUGGUUCUGCUGCAGGGGCUGGCUUUCCUGGAGCUGCUGGACUUCCCUCCCAUUUUCUGGGUCUUGGAUGCCCACGCCAUCUGGCACAUCAGCACCAUCCCCAUUCACUUCCUCUUCUUCAGUUUCCUCAUGGAUGACAGUCUCUACCUUCUCAAGGACACCCCCAUCCCACUGAAGGUGGAUUGAAGAGGCUGGGGGCGGCGCCGCUUUGCCCCGGCCUCAGCCCUGGCUCCUGGGAGCUCCAGCCCACAGAGUGGCCGGUUUUUCUUUUUAAUCCUUAAACUUGGACUCUGGCGGAGAAGUGAUUCCGGGACUCUGCCCCUUUCUCCACGCCAUUGCCCUCUCACUGCCUUCCAAGUGCUGUUGGACUCGUGCUAACUCCCGCUCCCAUUCUGCAGACAUCGAGGGAUGGUGGGGGAGCCUGAUGAGUGUUUGGAACACCCCCGGGACCUAAGGCUGCCUUCCCUCACCCUGAGUGUGCCCCCGGCCCGAGGGCUCCCCCCUCCCUGGGAGGCCAGGAGGGGGCUUCCUCCCGCGGCACCACUAGGUGGCGAUGGAUGCUGCUGUCUGACAUCCCAGGUGGGGGCUCCGGGCCCCCCCUCCCCGAGAGGUGCACAGAGGCCCCAUGGAGCCAGCCUAGAAGAAGCAGGCCCUCGCUUUGUGCGCACCCUCGGGAGGAGCCACCACCUUCCCCUCGCAGGGCCCCAAGCCCUCUCCAUCCCCCGGCCAGGCAAAGAGCCAGAGAAGCCCGGCCACUGUUUGGCUCCGAGUCAGACUGGCUCAUUCUCUUGCUUCUCAGGGAAAAACGGGCUGUGCGUGUGUGCCCGAGUGUAGCUGUGAGUGUGGGCACGUUCGUGGGGAUCUGGGCCUCGGCCAGCCUCCCGCUCGGCAAAGGAGGCCCGCUGUACGUGAAGGAAGGACCCCGAGGGUGGACCUCCUCUCCACGGCCCUCCUCGAUGCUCACCUCCGCUCCCCCCUCAAUCCCUUAUUUUGGGCAGGCCUGACCCUAGUCCCACCAGGGAGCCAGACUUGAGCUAAGAAAAUAGCUCUCCUCAAGGGCCUUCCUGUCCCCUACCUUGGGCGCCCCCCACUCCACAGCCUCCCUGCUCGAGCCAGUGCGAGAGACCAGCAUCUCUCUGACCCACGGGUCACUUAAGCUUCCUGAGGCCCCAUUUCUUCAUCUGUAAAAUGGGAGGAACAGUCCCUCUAUUACUGCCUCACAAGACUGUUGUGAGGCUUCAAGGAGAUCAUGUAUGUAAAGUGCUUUGCAGAUCUGAA
Antechinus flavipes (yellow-footed antechinus) is the source of this 3202-nucleotide messenger RNA. It is a transcript of the gene PGAP3, whose product is annotated as post-GPI attachment to proteins phospholipase 3. Lineage: Eukaryota; Metazoa; Chordata; Mammalia; Dasyuromorphia; Dasyuridae. Gene Ontology annotation, molecular function: hydrolase activity, acting on ester bonds. Gene Ontology annotation, biological process: GPI anchor biosynthetic process. Bases 1301 to 2110 code for a protein of 269 amino acids. The transcript is spliced from 7 exons. Gene Ontology annotation, cellular component: endoplasmic reticulum membrane. The record is from RefSeq and is a predicted model, not a curated record.